Molecule: messenger RNA, 1360 nt
Organism: Phodopus roborovskii (desert hamster)
Lineage: Eukaryota; Metazoa; Chordata; Mammalia; Rodentia; Cricetidae
Gene: Acp4
Product: acid phosphatase 4
Exons: 11
Coding region: 1-1329 (442 amino acids)
Biological process (GO): negative regulation of ERBB4 signaling pathway; lysosome organization; peptidyl-tyrosine dephosphorylation involved in inactivation of protein kinase activity
Cellular component (GO): lysosome; postsynaptic membrane
Molecular function (GO): receptor tyrosine kinase binding; acid phosphatase activity; protein tyrosine phosphatase activity
Source: RefSeq, a predicted model, not a curated record
AUGUGGGAGUGGAAUGUCACACAUGGAGAAUGCCGGUAUGGAGACAGGUGUAAUGCAUCCUUAUGUCUGCCAGAUGCAAAGGUGUUUCGCCAUGGCGACCGGGCCCCACUGGCCUCCUACCCCACAGACCCACACAAGGAAGCUGCCUCUACCUUGUGGCCUCGAGGCCUGGGCCAGCUGACCAAGGAGGGGAUCCGCCAGCAGCUGGAGCUGGGCCGAUUUCUGAGGAGGCGUUACAAGGCCUUCUUGAGUCCAGAGUACAGGCGUGAAGAGGUGUACAUCCGCAGCACAGACUUUGACCGGACCCUGGAGAGCGCACAGGCCAACCUGGCCGGGCUGUUCCCCGAGGCUGCCCCUGGAAGUCCUGAGGCCGACUGGAAGCCCAUUCCAGUGCACACAGUGCCUGUGUCUGAGGACAAGUUGCUGAGAUUCCCCAUGCGCAGCUGCCCUCGAUACCAUGAGCUUCUGCGGGAGUCCACAGAGGCAGCCGACUACCAGGAGGCCCUGGAGGGCUGGACGGACUUCCUGACCCGCCUGGGCAACUUCACUGGGCUGUCACUGGUUGGAGAGCCUCUCCGCAGAGCAUGGAAAGUUCUGGACACACUGAUCUGCCAGCGUGCCCAUGGUCUCUCCCUUCCGUCCUGGGCCUCCCCAGACGUCCUGAGGACCCUGUCACAGAUUUCAGCUCUGGAUAUCAGGGCACACGUGGGGCCACCCAGAGCAGCAGAAAAGGCCCAGCUGACAGGGGGGAUUCUGCUGGAUGCCAUCCUCAGCAAUUUCUCCCGGGCCCAGCGCCUGGGGCUGCCCCUCAAGAUGGUCAUGUACUCAGCUCAUGACAGCACCCUGCUGGCCCUCCAGGGGGCCCUGGGCCUCUACGAUGGCAACACCCCACCUUAUGCUGCCUGUAUGGCCUUUGAAUUCCGGGGGAGCUCCAGGGACCCUGAGGAAGACGACGGAGAGAAUGUCACCAUCUCUCUCAUCUAUCGAAAUGACACCUCCCGCCCACCAAUGCCGCUCAGGGUCCCUGGGUGCCCAGCUCCCUGUCCGCUUGGGCGCUUCCAGCAGCUGACUGCUCCAGCCAGGCCUCCAGCUCAUGGGGCCCCCUGCCAUGGUUCCCACGAACCUACCAGCCCCCCAGGUGACAGCCCUCUGCACAGGGGUGGGAGUGGGGAGUCCCCAAGACCUGGGAUUCACAACCCCCAUGUUCUUCCUGCAGCCACAGUGCCCCUGCUGGCCGGAGCUGUGGCAGUGCUGGCUGUGCUGAGCUUGGGGCUUGGCCUACUGGCCUGGAGGCCCAGCUGCCUGAGGGCCCUGGGAGGGGCCAUAUGAGGGGGGGAGAUGGAUAGACACAAAGCACCCC